UGCGAAAGGAAAUUCUCACCGCGCAGACUCGUACAAAAUGGCGACCCGAAGUUAUGAAGUCGAUGCGGUUCACUCGCUUUUACCGAUCGAUAUUAAUGGAGGAUUCGGAGUUUUCGGGGUCUCUUGUGCAGUGCACAUAUUUCGUGAACUCUGGCUCCAGUUUAGUGAAAAAAUCCUAAAAAGUGUUGUUUUGAAGCUGUUACAUCAUUGUGAAUUUGCGAGGCUUCUAAUAGGAUUGCGAAAUGUGUUUCAAAUCACGCAGUACAUAAGCCCGGCGUGAUCCAACCCCCAUCCUCUCGAACCUGUAGAGGGCUCCAAUGGUACUGGUGAAGAGCAGGGACGAAGACUACAUCAUGAACUCUGCAGUCAGCACAGAAUCUAUUGACAUGCCUGAUGAGGACAUGUCGCAAGUGGACGGUUGCGGUCUGAGCGGUGCGUCGGACGAUGAGGACGAGUGCGCGUCGUCCCCUGCCGGGUCGGCGUACGACGACGGCGCCGACAUCAUGAAGACGGCGCUCAGCGACGAGGUCACUAAGCAGCUCGCCGCCGCCGGUCCCGUCGGAAUGGCAGCAGCGGCCGCCAUCGCGUCAUCAAAGAAGAGGAAGAGACCGCACUCGUUUGAGACUAACCCCUCCGUCAGGAAGCGACACCAGAACCGCCUGCUCAGGAAACUCAGGCAAACAAUAGAAGAAUUCGCAACCCGCGUCGGCCAGCAAGCCGUCGUGCUGGUGGCGACCCCCGGCAAGCCCAACACGUCGUACCGCGUGUUCGGCGCCAAGCCGCUGGAGGACGUGGUCCGCAACCUGCGCUGCAUGAUCAUGGAGGAGCUGGAGAACGCGCUGGCGCAACAGUUCGGUGUGGGCGCGGGGCAGGCGCCGCCGCCGCCGCAGGACGACCCUUCGCUCUUCGAGCUGCCUCCGCUCAUCAUCGACGGCAUCCCCACCCCCGUGGAGAAGAUGACUCAGGCGCAGCUGCGCGCCUUCAUACCGCUCAUGCUCAAGUAUUCUAUGGUGCGCGGGAAACCCGGCUGGGGCCGGGAGUCGACGCGGCCGCCCUGGUGGCCCAAGGACCUGCCGUGGGCCAACGUGCGCAUGGACGCGCGCUCCGAGGACGAGAAACAGAAGAUGUCGUGGACGCACGCGCUUCGUCAGAUCGUGAUCAACUGCUACAAGUACCACGGCCGCGAGGACCUGCUGCCCGCCUUCACCGAGGACGACGAUCAGAAACCUACGCAGCCCAUAUCGGCCUGCAUGCCGUCCGCGUCGUCCAACUCGUCGCGCGGCUCGCCCGGCCGCGCCGCGCCCGCCGUGCUGGCCAGCCAGCAAGUGUGCAUCGACCAGAUGACGCUCACCGACGUCGAUAUGUCACAAUACGCGCCAGCGGUGCUACAGACCAUAACCAACCCGGACGGGUCCGUGUCUCUCGUGCAGAUCGACCCCUCGCACCCCAUCAUCACGUUGCCGGACGGCACCACGGCGCAAGUGAUCCACUCUGGCGAAGGCGGCGCAAGCGGAGUUGUCCAAACACUGGACGGCGAGUCGGUCGCAGUCGACCUCAACGCCGUGGCCGAGGCCACGCUCAACCACGACGGGCAGAUCAUUCUCACCGGCGAGGACGGACAUGGGUACCCAGUGUCGGUGUCGGGCGUGAUCACGGUGCCCGUGUCGGCGUCCGUGUACCAGUCCAUGGUGGCGUCCAUGCAGCAGCAGGACGGCGUGUGCGUGGCGCCGCUGGUGCAGGUCGAGCAAAACGGCGAAGGCCUAGAAGCGCUGGGGAUGGGCGGCGGCGUGGCGCAAGUCAUGCUGCAGGGCGGCGACGCGCAGGUGCUGCAGGUGCUCAGUCUCAAAGACGCCACCGUGCUCACCAAGGCCAUGCAACAAGUGAAAGCGGAGCGCGACGCAGUGGUAGCGGACUCCUAGCUGCUAACCCUGGUGGCGCAGGCCGACUCCGACUCGGAGCUGGGCGAGGAGCGCGCGUAGCGGCCGCCGCGCCCGCGCCCGCCCCCGCCGCCGCCUCCGCCGCCGCUCGUGUGGUUCAAGCCGCGCCCGCGGGCCGGGACGGCCAUGGGAACUAGGACUUAGGAUGGUGACACUGACAAUCUCCCCGCUAAGGUAAAAGGCGGUAUCUCAAAAAGAAAUGAAAUUGUAAAUGGAACUUUCAGAUUAUACUCAUCACCCCCAUCGCCCCCGGUACGAAGACACACGACGUCUUACAUAUCGGACUGCGGUGAAAUAAGUUGGAUAUUGUAUCUGGAUAUGUCUUUAUAUGUCUACGGCGGUUAUAAUUUAAUAUUAUUAAUAUUAAUAUACAGCUUUUUACCUUAACAGGGCAGCUAUGAGCUUAGGAGAGGCUUUGUUACACUGCAGCGGGCGUGAGCGGCUGUAGUAUGAUGAGCCCUUAAGAGAUACACAGACCUUGCAACAAAUCGCGUGCAAUUUACGAUACAUUCCCGACUAAGUACCAGUUGCACCAGUCACAAACGACGGACUGAUCAACGUCACUCAGUAGAGAACCGUGAUACUUCCCAUGUAAUAAAAUUUAGGGAACAUUUUAACUGUGACAGACAGAUGCAAUCAACCCUAAAGGACAGGACACCCCACACUAGUGUCUUUUGAGCGUCAGCGUCAGGUCAGGUCAGUUGCGCCAACGUUGCGUCGAGCAACAGCCAUAGAGUUGAUUAGACGCCGACGCUCGGGUAGGGUCUGUCUAAGUAAGUGAAACAAAUUCAGUCGAUCAAUAAAAGGCCACAGACAUAUGAAAAUUGCAUGCAAUUUGUUGGAAGGUUAGUGGUGCCUUUUAGGCAGAGACUUAAAUGACAGGUUGAAAUGUCAUCAGCAAUUAUGGCCGUCACUGGAUAGAUACAGGAUUUAGAAAGUAUGAAAUUUGCUGUACUAAUUUAGGGAGCGUGCAUGAACUGUAGGGGGCAGCACAGGAGGCCAUUAAGUGGCGUGAAGAGUAAGAGUCAAGUUUAAGUUUCCGAAUUAGGUGGUAGGUCCUCUAGCGUGCACGGUACCUAUUUAAAUCAAUGAAUACCUCCUCCAAAUGUCAUUUUACAGUAACGACUAAUAUAAACAAUAAAUGGUAAAGGUAUUUUAUGACAGUUGGCGCUUACACUGUUAUUUAAGAUGCUCCAAUGCUUAUGACGCGUAAGCGCCAACCGCAAUAAGGUACCUUUACCCGUGGAACGUCACAUUUAAACACUACGACGAAACACUAGAUCUAAUAAGAAUACAAUUUGGUGUUAAUAUUGGUGCACAUACUACACAGACAAAUGAAGUCAUUUUAUUCUACAGAGUUGUAUAUUGUUGUUUUCAGUCAGUCUACUGUUGAAACGAAGGGUGGUAUUCCACUUGUCCAAUGUGCAUUGCGUCUCGCUUUCUCAUUAAGCAAAACGUGAGACGCAAAUACACAUUGGACAAAUAGACUACCAACCUAAGAUACGGCUAAGCUAGGUGUGUGUAAAACCACACUUCUGGUUUGCAGUACCCUCGUCAACGCACAUAAUUUUUAGUGUUAAACCUUAUUGCGAAAAUAUAAAGUCUCCCGGCAUAGUUAAGUGUGUUGCUGAUCGUACCUGGUACCGAACAAAAUGGCGCCCGAAACAAGAUGGCGGAAGCGGUGCUCUUGCAGUACAUUUACCAUUCAGACAAAUAUUAGGCCUUCCAGUAUUGUGAAUGUCCAACUUUUCAUCGCAAUGCAAGAUAGGUAAGCUCCUCUAUUGUAUAAAAGCUCGAAUAGAUAAUUGAGAUGCCAAUGGCAUUCAGAUUAUAUUAGAUUAUUUAUUAAUUAUGUUACACUAAUUUAUUUAUUUAUGAGACUUAAAUUAUUUAUACAAAUCCAGUGGAUAGAGAUUUGUGCAAUAACCUUUUUACAACCUGCUUUUAUUUUAAUUAGUAAAAGUCGCGUGACUUGCGUCUAGCGAAUAAGAAACAUUCCUUUUACGUACUAUUUAUUUUAAGCUAGAUUGUUAUUAACAUUGUUGUUUGUUUUAUUUCUUAUUUAUCUGUUAUGACCUAUUUAUUUAAUUUGAUUCUAGUCUGCAGCGAGUCAGAAUACUAUUCUAGUCUAAAUGAGUAUCAAAAUAUUCUAAGUCAAUCGAAGAAGUCAGAUGCAAAAUAUUUAAAGAAACUUUCCGUGUAAAUAGUCGUGUAAAAUACUUAGCUGAAUUACUAGAGUAAUCAUCCUGCUAGUACGUUGUACUUGAUCCAGACGACUCGACUGAUAAGCUUGCAAAGUCAAUAGCUUAGUGGACAUCAAACAUUAACGGAUUUUGACUUCGACUUUGCAUGGCUAUUUAGUUUAGUGGUCUAUGUUGAUACAAAAUAUAUUCCUAUGUGGGAACACUAACUUUCCAAGAGAAAUGAUCUUACCCGUGUUUAAAUAUUGUGUAAUUUGUACAAAAGCUGUUCUUUUGGUUCAAUCGGAUGUUUCUAAAAACUUAAGGUUUUUAUAAAUUAGGCAUAGUUUCCAAAGAUCCGCGUUAAACGUUAGUUAAGUAAACGUAAUCUGGAAUAA
Molecule: messenger RNA, 4515 nt
Organism: Cydia pomonella (codling moth)
Lineage: Eukaryota; Metazoa; Arthropoda; Insecta; Lepidoptera; Tortricidae
Gene: ewg
Product: DNA-binding protein Ewg
Exons: 14
Coding region: 318-1919 (533 amino acids)
Biological process (GO): regulation of transcription by RNA polymerase II
Cellular component (GO): nucleus
Molecular function (GO): DNA-binding transcription factor activity, RNA polymerase II-specific; RNA polymerase II cis-regulatory region sequence-specific DNA binding
Source: RefSeq, a predicted model, not a curated record